Molecule: messenger RNA, 1201 nt
Organism: Suricata suricatta (meerkat)
Lineage: Eukaryota; Metazoa; Chordata; Mammalia; Carnivora; Herpestidae
Gene: HAX1
Product: HCLS1 associated protein X-1
Exons: 5
Coding region: 23-622 (199 amino acids)
Biological process (GO): regulation of actin filament polymerization; negative regulation of apoptotic process
Cellular component (GO): actin cytoskeleton; clathrin-coated vesicle; mitochondrion
Source: RefSeq, a predicted model, not a curated record
GGGGGGAGGAUUAACAAGAUGGAUGAUAUCGAGGUUUCAAAGAGCCCAAGUCCUGUCCGUCCCCCCAGCACCGAUCUGCCACCUUUCUGCAGAACUUCCAGGCCCUGGUCUUGAGUCAGAGACACCUGGUGAGAGACGACAGGAGGGACAGACACUCCGGGACUCAAUGCUUAAGUAUCCAGAUAGUCACCAGCCCAGGAUCUUUGGGGGGGGCUUGGAGAGUGAUGCAAGAAGUGAAUCCCCCAAACCAGCACCGGACUGGGGCUCCCAGAGACCUUUUGGUCUGUUUGAUGACAUGUGGCCUGUGCCCCCCCAUUCUAGAGCCAGAGAAGACAAUGAUCUUGAUUCCCAGGUUUCCCAGGAGGGCCUCGGCCCAGUUCUGCAGCCCCGGCCCAAAUCCUAUUUCAAGAGCAUCUCUGUGACGAAGAUCACUAAGCCAGAUGGGACCGUGGAGGAGCGCCGGACUGUGAUGGACAGUGAGGGCCGGACAGAGACCACGGUGACCCAUCAAGAAGCGGACGGGGGUCCUAGAGAAGAUCCAGCCCCACCAGCGCCUCCAACCUUGAGUGAUGCUUCUGCCAUCCUGGAUUUAUUCCUAGGACGCUGGUUCCGGUCCCGGUAGCCUUGCCCCCCCCAGAGGCCUUCGGACCCCUGCCACCUUCCGCUCCCCCCGCGUCUCCGCCUGCGCCCCAGGGCCUGGGGUGUGCAGAGCAGUGGAUCGGGGCUACGUCAGUAUGUGACUCACCCGGACUGACCAGUAAAACCUUUAUUUGUGCUACUUCUUCAGCCGUGGUUUUGUCCAGGCCAUCGGCUAGCGCCACCCAGGGCUGCCCAGAUUAUCUUGGCCCACAGCUGCCCUCUCCUGAAGGUUUUGUUCUACUUCCAAAACCCGAUUUGACACACAGGGUCAGGUACUUGGUAGAAGGAUUAUCCCUGUGGAGGAGAUGGCUGUAGAGACAACCCCAGGAAGCCUUCUACGGCAUCGAUUCACUGAAGAGGAGGCCCGUGUGGGAGCGUCGGGGAGCGCUGUGCCCCUGGGGCGAGCCGUUCCUGGGAGCUUGAGGGGUGCACGGAAACGGUUCUCCUUUAUUGGCCACAUUCUUUCUUUUCUUUUCUUUUUUUAAUGUAUGUUGGAGAAAAUAUAACUAAUACAAAUGUUACUAGAUUUUUUUCUCAUUAGAGACUCUCUUAUUGGCUUAGA